CUGGUUAGGGUGGAGCAGGGAGAGAGAGAGAGAGAGCAGCAAGAAAGACAAAACACAGACGAGGAAGAGGCUGCUCCAUCACCCCGCAUCCAGACACCCACACCCAGUAUGAACAUGUCCAGCAGUUCUGCUCUGAUCCAGCAGAUCUAUCCCUUUCACGAUGGCUGGAACAUCGCCUGCUUCAUCAUCCUGCUCCUCUUCAUCCUCACCAUCCUCUCCCUCGCCACGCUGGCGUUCCUCUAUGAGCUGCUGGACUGCGGAUGCUUCACCAAAACCAAAACCGUUCGAGACAUGCGCCGCCAGCAGGACGAGGUGGUCUAGUUAUAACCAUGGAUUUGGACCGAGCUCUUCACCAGAUUGGAGGGCCGUAAAACACACACCAGACACAUACAGAGACAGAAGCGCUCUACUCUCACUAGCUCCAACAGCAAUACACUGCACAGGUGUCUCCAUGGCUUCAAAUCUUAGAUGAGAUUUACACCAGAACGAGGGAAAUCUAGCUUGUAUGUGCACCUCAUUGUCUCCUCUUCAGUAUUCAAGUAGUAUUCUGUGAUGAUCAUGAUAUAAACCUGUAGAAUUUUUUGUUGAGAUGAAUCUUUCCCUUUGUGUGGGAUGACAAAGUCUACAUGUCUGUAUUAUAGAAUUAAUAAGUUACGUACAAUAUGAUUCGACAACUUCAAGCAAAUACCACACAGUAUAUUUGGAAUAAAAGGAAGGUUUGUA
Molecule: messenger RNA, 723 nt
Organism: Carassius gibelio (silver crucian carp)
Lineage: Eukaryota; Metazoa; Chordata; Actinopteri; Cypriniformes; Cyprinidae
Gene: smim18
Product: small integral membrane protein 18
Exons: 2
Coding region: 109-321 (70 amino acids)
Source: RefSeq, a predicted model, not a curated record